Molecule: messenger RNA, 1382 nt
Organism: Nylanderia fulva
Lineage: Eukaryota; Metazoa; Arthropoda; Insecta; Hymenoptera; Formicidae
Product: transmembrane protein 192
Cellular component (GO): late endosome; lysosomal membrane
Source: RefSeq, a predicted model, not a curated record
UGUUUUACCAGACUCGUACUUAGGCGCAUUAUCAAGUGCGUUUAUUAUUGGACGCGUAUUAAUUAAUCUUUUUACUCUGACGACUUUAUUUUUAUUAAUAUACUUAUAUUUUCAAGACUUGUGUUAUUUCCACUCUUUUUUAAUUAAUCACAACACAAACUUAUUUUUUUCGAUAUUUCCUUUUUUCUCUGCUGGACACAAUGAAUAUUCUUUACUGCAUUAAAAUAUAUACGCGAGUGCUGCUUGCAUUUCUGGCUGCGUUGCGUAUUUAAUGUGAUUCAUUUUUUCAUCUGACAAUAAGACUAUGACAUUGAAAUCUUUCGUAUGGCAUCAACUGUGUUCGAUUAGAGACGACUCUUCCUUUUUCCAUCUGAAUGUGAAUCUGACAUUGUAAUAUACUUAAUCUUGAUGAUUGUCAAGAGUGUUUACGUCGAUUACGAUUAGUGACAAGCAAUACUUUGAUUAAAAACGCAUUUGUCAUGUUUUAAUUUUUAUAUACAAGCAAUCUGUUUGGGAUAUAUUCUAUGAGUGUUUUUUUAUCAAACUGUUAAAAUGGAAGAAGAACAAUCUUUUCAACCAAUCUUGAUCUCUCAAGAAGAGGACACUUUUCAGCAGUUGAAUACUGUGCCAAUUGUAUCGAUACCACUUUUGCUUAGUAUUUCAUUGGAAAUUGUUGGGAUUGUAUUUGUGUCUGUCUGGCCAGAAGAGCAGAACAAGUGUGACACAUAUUUUAUAUACUUAUACUUACAUUGUGCCUAUUGGCUGAUAGUAAUGGUGACAGACCACAUCGUCAAAGCAAGGCAUCACAAGUUGCGUAUAGAUGGAUACUUAGAUUUCUAUCAAACCACAUAUCGACUUAUAAGGACGCCUCUUUUUAUCACAUCAUUGUGGAAUACAUGCUAUUUGCUAUUAGCUGUAAUUCUACAUCAUACGCACAAAGUCGAUUAUGAACGAUACUGUAGGGCAUCAGAGUGGUUCACGCCACUUAAUUAUAUUUUUGUCCUAACUAGUUUGGAACUCUUGAUAAUCGUGCCAUCUUAUAUUAAUUAUAUUAAGAUAGUUAUGAGAUUCAAUCAAUUACGUCCAUCGCCCGACGUUACUCGUGAUGAAUGGCUGUCGUCCUUUACACAGGAUUCUUAUGCAGGAAUGGGAGAAGUCGGUUAUCAUCAAAGGGGAACGAAUUUGGAAGAAUUGUUGGAAAAACAGGCAGAUCUGAUAAGAUAUUUGAGAGAUCACAAUGUAAAGCUAAGUCACAGAAUAAUGCUAUUAACAUCUCAGCAUAGAGCGAUGGAACCAUAAGAUAAAAAAGUUGACAUAUCCCUUCUGAAACAAUAAACAAAAUUUAUAAUUAUUUAUAAUUAUUUAUAAUUAUGAUAUUAUAU